UGUAAUCCGACGUGUAAACUGGGAUGCUGGGGGAUCCGUGAAGCCGGGGGCUCCUGGGCAUGGUUCUGCCACCACCAGGCAAUGCAUGUUGUCUGUAUUUUUCUUGAAGAGUAAAUACGCAGCAGUACUGUCCGCACGAGAGAGGCUCUUCUGUUAAAUUUAAGCCGUUUUUUUAAUUAAAAAAAAAAAAAAUUUAUAUAAAUUUUUUGACGGUUGAGAAGAACCACCGGCAGCAGCUACAGGGAGCAGAACUAACAAGCCGCGGCCGCUUAACAGGUGCCGUCGGCCGGCUCUGUGUGGAGAGAUGCCGCCCGUCCAGAGAACGGUGUCUGAUCUUCGCACCCGGUCGGAGGGAUAUGAAAAGACGGAGGACACAACAGAAAGGACGGCCUUAGCUGACCAAGAAGAUGCACGACUGAUAUACCUCAACCAGCCGCAGUUCACCAAGUUUUGCAACAAUCGAGUCAGCACAGCCAAAUACAAUGUCCUCACCUUCCUUCCCCGGUUCCUCUACUCGCAGUUCAGGAGGGCAGCCAACGCCUUCUUUCUCUUCAUUGCACUGUUGCAGCAAAUACCAGAUGUGUCUCCCACUGGUCGCUGGACCACACUGGUGCCACUGCUUUUCAUCCUGGUGGUGGCUGCUGUCAAGGAGUUCAUUGAGGAUCUGAAACGCCACAAUGCUGACAGUGUUGUCAACAGAAAGGAAUGUCAAGUACUGAGGAACGGUGCCUGGGAGAUUGUGCACUGGGAGAAGUUGGCUGUUGGGGAAGUAGUCAGAGCUGCCAAUGGGGAUCACCUCCCGGCUGACCUCGUCAUACUGUCGUCCAGUGAACCACAGGGUAUGUGCUACAUCGAAACAUCCAACCUGGAUGGAGAAACAAACCUGAAAAUCCGACAGGGUCUCCAAAUGACGGUGGAAAUAAAGGACAUCGGCAGCCUCAUGCGUCUCUCUGGGCGGAUGGAGUGCGAGAGUCCGAACCGCCAUCUGUACGACUUUGUUGGGAACAUCCGCCUGGAUGGACACAGUACGAUGCCACUGGGUCCAGACCAGAUCUUACUGAGAGGAGCCCAGCUGAGGAACACUCAGUGGAUUCACGGUGUGGUGGUCUACACUGGACAUGACACAAAGCUCAUGCAGAAUUCCACUCGGCCUCCUCUGAAGCUGUCCAGCGUGGAGCGCAUCACCAACUUUCAGAUCCUUGUGCUGUUUGGCUGCCUGCUGGCCAUCUCACUGGUUUGCUCCAUUGGCCAAACCAUCUGGAAGUACCAGUACGGCAAUGAUGCCUGGUACAUGGAUCUCAACUAUGGCGGGGCGGCUAACUUUGGCCUCAACUUCCUCACCUUCAUCAUCCUGUUCAACAACCUGAUCCCCAUCAGUCUCCUGGUCACACUGGAGGUUAUCAAGUUCAUCCAAGCCUUUUUCAUCAACUGGGACACUGAUAUGCUCUAUGAGCCUACAAACACACCUGCCAUGGCUCGCACCUCCAACCUGAAUGAAGAACUCGGCCAGGUGAAAUACAUUUUCACUGAUAAGACGGGGACCCUCACCUGCAACGUGAUGCAGUUUAAGAAGUGCACCGUCGCUGGAGUGGCCUAUGGCCACGUCCCUGAGGCUGAGGAAGGUAGUUUUGCAGAGGACGACUGCCACAGCACACACUCAUCCGAAGAAGAGGGAUUCAAUGACCCGAGCUUACUGGAAAACCUCCAAAGUAAUCAUCCUACAGCUGCUGUCAUCCUGGAGUUCAUGACCAUGAUGGCCACCUGUCACACGGCAGUCCCCGAGCGCAUAGAUGGAAAAAUAAGCUACCAGGCUGCAUCUCCAGAUGAAGGAGCUCUGGUGAAAGCAGCACAAACCCUCGGCUUUGUGUUUUCUGGUAGAACCCCAGACACCGUCAUUGUGCAAAUGCCUGGAAGAGAGGAGAAAUACGAACUACUUCACGUCCUGGAGUUUACAAGCACGAGGAAGAGGAUGUCAGUCAUCGUGCGCACCCCAUCUGGGAAAAUCCGCCUCUACUGCAAAGGAGCUGACACAGUGAUCUAUGACCGCUUGGCAGACAGCUCGAGGUACAAAGAGAUCACAUUGAAGCACCUGGAACAGUUUGCUACUGAGGGGCUUCGCACGCUGUGCUUUGCUGUGGCGGACGUCAGCGAGUCGUCCUAUCAGCAGUGGCUGGAGAUCCACCACAGAGCCUGCACUUCCCUGCAGAACAGAUCCCUGAAACUGGAGGAGAGCUAUGAACUGAUAGAGAAGAACCUGCAGCUGCUCGGGGCCACAGCGAUAGAGGACAAGCUCCAGGAUAAGGUGCCUGAGACCAUUGAGACUUUGAUGAAAGCGGACAUCAAGAUCUGGAUCCUGACGGGGGACAAACAGGAAACAGCCAUUAACAUUGGACAUUCCUGCAAACUACUCACCAAGAACAUGGGCAUGCUGGUGAUCAAUGAGGACACUCUUGAUAGAACAAGGGAAACGCUCAGCCAUCACUGUGGAAUGCUGGGAGAUGCCCUCUUCAAGGAGAACGACUUUGCUCUCAUUAUUGACGGGAAGACUCUCAAAUACGCCCUCUCAUUCGGAGUGCGACAGUACUUCCUGGACCUCGCCCUGUCUUGUAAAUCUGUCAUAUGCUGCAGAGUAUCUCCGCUUCAGAAAUCAGAGGUGGUGGAAAUGGUAAAGAAACAAGUGAAGGUGAUCACACUGGCCAUUGGUGACGGCGCCAACGACGUGGGAAUGAUCCAGACCGCUCAUGUCGGCGUGGGAAUCUCAGGCAACGAGGGUCUGCAAGCAGCAAACUCCUCUGACUACUCGAUUGCCCAGUUCAAAUACUUGAAGAAUCUGCUGCUUGUCCACGGAGCCUGGAAUUACAACCGCGUAGCCAAGUGUAUCCUGUACUGCUUCUACAAGAACAUUGUCCUCUACAUCAUCGAGAUCUGGUUUGCGUUCGUCAAUGGCUUCUCAGGGCAAAUCCUAUUUGAACGCUGGUGUAUCGGCUUGUACAACGUGAUCUUCACUGCUCUGCCUCCUCUCACUCUGGGAAUAUUCGAACGCUCCUGCAGGAAAGAGAAUAUGCUGAAAUACCCAGAACUCUACAAAACCUCCCAGAAUGCUAUGGGCUUCAAUACAAAGGUCUUCUGGGCCCAUUGUCUGAACGGCCUCUUCCACUCCGUCAUCCUCUUCUGGUUCCCCCUUAAAGCCUUCCAGCAUGAUACAGUUUUUGGCAACGGAAGAACUCCAGACUAUCUCCUCUUAGGCAACAUGGUUUACACAUUUGUGGUCAUCACAGUUUGUCUUAAAGCCGGCCUUGAAACCUCAUCUUGGACCAUGUUCAGUCACAUCGCCAUUUGGGGAAGUAUCGGCCUGUGGGUGGUGUUUUUCAUUAUCUACUCCUCCCUGUGGCCCCUCAUCCCUCUGGCUCCCGACAUGUCAGGACAGGCGGAGUUGAUGUUCUCUUCGGGAGUCUUCUGGACGGGCCUGGUCUUCAUCCCAAUCACCUCGCUGGCCUUUGACGUGGCCUACAAAGUGGUGAAGAAAGUGUGUUUCAAGACCCUGGUGGAUGAGGUGCAGGAGCUGGAGGCUUUGUCCAAAGACCCUGGAGCAGUGGUGCAUGGAAAGAGUUUGACGGAGAGGGCCCAGCUUCUGAAGAACGUCUUCAAGAAGAGCACCGUCAGUUUGUACCGGUCUGAGUCCAUGCAGCAGAACCUGCUACAUGGCUACGCCUUCUCUCAAGACGAGAACGGAGUGGUGUCUCAGUCUGACGUCAUCCGAGCGUACGACACCACCAAGGAGAGGACCAACGAGUGGUGAGCCGCCGGCCCUCCGGUCGGCCAAUCCGGAGCCACAACAGACGCUUCUACUGGCCAUUUUUGAAGCUUAGCAUAGGGGGGAGGGCGGUGCGAACGUGUGCCUCCAGCACUGAGGGGAUAUUUGGACUUGAAUAGGAAAUGGAAAGAAGAGAGUGUCUUUGAAAACGACAACAAAAGGAACAGUUUAAAUUGUGUUCACUAUCGGCUGUAGUUGUGUGUCCAGCAGACACGAGGAGCUUUCUUAGCGGUCUGUGGUCUGGAGUGAACGUCAUUUAAUUAUAUUAACAUCAUACUCAUCAUACACUGUUGUUAUUGAAUUUUAAACACUGGACGAUGAUUAGUUUUAGAGGAUUUGAACUUGUGAAAGAUUGCCAAAGAGCAGUCGUAUAUACAAUCUUUCAAGUACUCGUGAAUUCGGACAACUCUAAACCAAAUGUAAUCACACUCCUGAGUGUAUUCCAGCACUAAACGGACCACUUCAGAGCGGACAUUGUCAUAUUUAUAUUUUCUUUUUGCACUUAAGGAAGCAUCUAUUGUGUGAAGCCUUACAUUUGCUCAUGCCUUCAUCCUUGUUUCUCUUAAACCACAUUUGUUUCUUUUUAUUUGUUGAAGUCUGUCGAUAUCGUGCCUAGUUUUACGUGUUUUAUUUUCCUUUUUAACUCUUUAACAAGUUGCCUCCCGCAACUAGUAGUCCCGUUUUCACCGUCUUUUACAGCAGAAGCAUUGCUCGCGACAAAUAAUUGCAUUCCACACAUCACUCCUGUCUCAACAAUCACAACGGUGCCUACGUAGAACUUUCCCUCAUAGAAGAUAGCCAAGAAUAGUUUAGCCAGCUAGCUUAGACCAGUGCUCCACACACACACACACACACACCAACCUGAAUACAAAAUCACUGUCUCCCCACCACAGUCUUGCACUCGUACAAUGUGAAAACUACUGAGUGCCUUGUGGCACGCGUACAACUAAGAUGUGUUCCUGCAGAGGUGAACGGGAGGCGCUCCGAUGGUCCCGUCUGAGCUCAGUGGUGACGGUGUUCCCCUUAACAUGGAGAUUUUAUCCUUCUAACAUAAGUGCCAUUAGCUUAAGUGGGAGAGAAAUAUUAGCCAGGAAAACUUCACGACAAUAUCAAAACUACUUUGUCUCUAUAGUUAUUUUGUGGAUUUGUAUUUUUAUAUUGGAGAUGUAUGACUUUUGCAUUGACUGGCUUUGUAAUGAACUGUCUGUAACUUUUAUUUGUUUUUUGUUUUCGUCCUCUGAUAAACUGGCAGGAUAGAAUAGAUCGAAAGAGGAAACUGAGCUUUCUUAAAUGUCUUGUUGUUAUUAAUAUUGUUACAGCUUGAUUUAUUUAUAAUUGACUACUUAAUGUCUGUGUGAUUGCUUUCUUCUCCCUGUGGGAGAUCAGACCUCUGGCGGUGUGUGGGAGUGUGUGUCAGUUUCUUGCCUGCAUGUGCAUGUGCAUGUGCUGUAUGUGUGUGUGUGCGCGUGUACUCUGUGUGUGUGUGUGUGUGUGUGUGUGUGUGUAUCACCUCUACCGUGAAUAACGUCUAUGUAUGCAUUGCAUGUCUGUCCUCUAUGUGAAAUACCGGCGUCUCCCGGUUCAAUACUUCUGUCGCGUGUGUGUCAUGUGUGUGUCAUGUGUGUGUCAUGUGUGUGUGCGCAUUUGUGUGUGUGGCUUGCUCCAGUCAGUCUGCACGACUCCAGGUAUAGCUAUGUUGUACUGCUGUGCGCUGAUGCAUGGCCCGUAUGGGAGUGUGUGCGCGUGUGUGUGUGUGUGUGUGUGUGUGUGUGUGUGAUCAAACUCUCGACCUCGACUGUGAGAGUUUAUGAUGCUCAGCUCGCUUCGACAGGAGAUGUUGCACAAUGCACUCGAUGUACCUUUCCAGUGGUGGAUAUCUGGUAUUCUGAUAUCUCUUGAGUGUAAAUGUGUGUAACUCGUUUUCUUCAUGCAGCGUACCUCUGCUUUACAGGAAAGCUCUUUACGGAGGCUGAUGAUUACUUUUCUCUGCCGGUCUUUUAGUAUAAAAUCUUAAUUGAACGUCAUCUUGUCAAAAGGUUUCCGAGCCGCUGAAUGUGGAUGUGGACUGUUGCUUUCUUAUUCCAGAAAACAUAAAACACACGUUGUUGUCUGUGAAAGUCUUGGGCUGCAUGAAUGGAUAACACAAACUGUUCUCUGAAAUGUGUAACUGUCCUACUCUGAUUCUCCCUCAAGUGUUGAUCACUUUACAAAAGAGAAAAAAACCGCACCUUUAACUUUUACUUUUUAACCCUUGUGUUGCCUUAGGGUCAUUUUGACCCGAAUCAAUAUUACACCCUCCCCCCACCUUUGGGUCAUUUUGACCCGAUUCAAUGUUUCACCCUCCUGUUACCUUUAUAUUUACUAACAUAUUUUACCCUUUGGGUUCAAUUUGACGCCAGCAAUUAAAACCUCCAGAAUUAAUAUUGUUUUCCAAGUUUAAGUGUGAGGCACUUUAUGUUUGUUUGUUGACUACCCAAAGAACACCGACAUUAAACAUUGAAUGGGGUCAAAUUAAUCCUAAAGCGGGGGGAGGGUGUAAUAUUGAUUCGGGUCAAAAUGACCCUAAGGCAACACAAGGGUUAAUAUUUGUUUUUUUCCCGUCAUUCUGUUCGAUGAUUGUUCUGCAUGUUGGGACUGCAAACUUCUAAGUGUUGUCUUUUACUGCCAUGAAGGACUACUGAAAUAAAAUGGACAUCAUGCAGGA
Messenger RNA from Pseudoliparis swirei, 6518 nucleotides. RefSeq names its product ATPase phospholipid transporting 8A1 (gene atp8a1). Gene Ontology annotation, biological process: phospholipid translocation. Gene Ontology annotation, cellular component: plasma membrane. The transcript has 37 exons. NCBI's taxonomy places the organism in Eukaryota, Metazoa, Chordata, Actinopteri, Perciformes, Liparidae. The record is from RefSeq and is a predicted model, not a curated record. Gene Ontology annotation, molecular function: ATP hydrolysis activity; magnesium ion binding; ATPase-coupled intramembrane lipid carrier activity. Bases 305 to 3799 code for a protein of 1164 amino acids.